Trypanosoma cruzi is the source of this 1833-nucleotide messenger RNA. Its product is annotated as methyltransferase, putative. Gene Ontology annotation, biological process: methylation. The coding region runs from base 1 to 1833 and encodes 610 amino acids. Gene Ontology annotation, cellular component: cytoplasm. The record is from RefSeq and is a predicted model, not a curated record. Gene Ontology annotation, molecular function: nucleic acid binding. The transcript has a single exon. Lineage: Eukaryota; Euglenozoa; Kinetoplastea; Trypanosomatida; Trypanosomatidae.
AUGCUUUUCUUCGGAUGGUUUGCCUGCAAUUCUUCGCUGGCGGCGUUCUGUUUGGAGGAGUUGCGUGCCGCCGCAGCCACUCUGGGAGUAGACAUCCAUGUGCAGGAAUGUUUGCCAUGGCUCCGCGCGGACUCAUCGCAGACGGCGUUUUGCGUCUUUGAUGCGGCGUCUGUUGCGGUGGCAAGGCAGCUCGCUGGGCGAUGUGUACUGCUUCGCGCCGUGCACCUCCUCAUCGCCGCGGCGGCGUCCGUAGAGGACCUACUGGCGUGCAUCGCUGGUACGAGUGACGGUGGCAUUGGCGAAGCAAAGUGGCUGCGAGGGAUGGCGUGGCCAGACGACACCAUCCUCCGCCCCGCCGACUGUACAGUGCAGGUGGAGACAAUCGGACGGCACUACACGCUGGAGGAGAAGACGGCACUGGCGACACGUGUCAGCGUUGCAAUGCGGAUUUUGCCUGACGCGUCACGUCCACGGGCGACGGAGCAGCGCCCGCACCGCCUCUCAUUUGUCGUGGAACAUGCGAUUGAGAACGCACCCACCGGAGCUCUGGCCUCGUGGCUGCCCUGCGGCCGUGUGCUGCGGGUAUUCUGUGGCGCUCUCGUGUCGGAGUCCAACCGGCAGCAUCUUCUUGCGACGUAUGAUCUUAAACGACGUCCGUACAUUGGCACAACUUCGAUGCCGUCCGAGCCGGCCUUUGUGAUGGUGCAUCUGGCGCAUGUGCGGCGUGGAAAUUAUGUGUGCGACCCGUUCUGCGGCACCGGCAGCAUUCUUAUUGCCGCGGCACAUUACGGGGCCGUCACACUUGGCGCUGACGCCGACGCGCGUGUGAUGCGUGGCGGUUCAUUGCGUUGCAAAGCGAGCAAACAACAGCAGCAGCAACGCGAGGUGGCCGUGCGGUCAUACACGCAAGACACCCUUGAGCGGGCCGGCAUCACUGCAGCGGAGGCAGAGGCACCGUCGAUGUGGACGAAUUUCAAACUCUACGGCCUCACACCACCUGAUCGCGUGCGUAUGAACUUUGCCAACUGGCACGCCGCGUUGCGUCCGUGCAACAUGCAUGGCAGGGAAAAAGGUCCCACGGACCGCGGUGAUCGCGGAUUCCUGGACGCCAUCGUGACGGAUCCCCCGUAUGGCAUACGUGAGCCACGCAAGAAGGCGACACGCCUGACAGGAGAGAAGGUUGAGAUGGAGGAGGGAACAGACAUCCCGGCGUGUUAUCCGGUUAGCAGCAUCGUGCUGGAUUUGAUGCUUUUCGCGGCCGAGUCGCUUGUGCUGGGCGGCCGCCUCGUGUUCUGGUACCCGACCACCACCACCACCACGCGGUACACCGACGAUGAGCUGCCAACGCACCCGUCGCUGCGCCUCGUGUGCGACAUACCGCAGCGGGUCUCCCUGAAGAUUGUGCGCCACCUCAUUGUGAUGGAGAAAACACGGCCGGUGCCGUUUCCGCCACCCUCCCGUGCGAGCUGCGCCGCGACGCGGCAGGCGCCCGAUCUCCGCGCACUGAUGGACGCCACCGACCUUCCAGACAACGCGGAUUACAUGCAUUACCGCUCCAAACUGCUGCGGAAGCGGGACUCCACGAGGCGUUACUUUGCCACCACCACCUCAUCGUCCCUGAGCACGCAUGGCGACGACAGGCCUGGCGAGGCGAAGGGGGAGCGGAGGAAGCUGUCAAGAGCUGAGCGGCAGGAUAUUAUUGUCGCAAAUCGUGAGCGGAACUUGCAACAGAAGCGACAACAGCAAAAACAACAGCAGUUGACAUGGAGGGAAGAAAAUCGCCAAAGUGACAACGAAGGCGAGGGAGAGAGGGGGAGGCAUUCGAGUAAAUGA